AUUUGUCUGUGUAUACCUAAUAUACCUACUAGGUACUUUAUAUUUCAUAUACACACGUUGCUUCUCAUCGCUUUAUAAAUAUAUAUAUAAUAUAGCUACAAAACAUAUUUACGUUAUACUAAAUAUAAAUGGUGAAUAAUGUAUAGUGUUCUGUGAAAGCGCUGUAUCGUUUAUCAGUUAUAACUUGAUUGGUGUCCGAAUGAAGUGCUUCAAGUGUGGAAGCUUCAAGGGCCUAGUGCUAAUAACGCGUUAUCUAAUGAUGAUUGGUGUCUAACAUCGGGUCGGUACGUCGUUAUGUAGGCGGUGGUAGUGGCAACACGUGAAUGGAUGGGCACAGGAUCGAUAGAGCGGAGUGCGCAGGUCCGCUUCUAUGUUUCACAGCUGGUGGCUUCUGCGUCCGCCAACAAAACGCCUCAACCUGUGUCUCAGUGCCUAUUGUGAGGAACCUAAGUGCUCUGCAUUGUCACGGAUAUGCUCAGAAAUUAGCGGCUACUCUAAACGAUGUGAUGUGCCGCCUCUCAUGGCGGCAGGCUUUGUGGGCGCUGGCGCUGCUGUGCACGCUGGCGCCCUCGCAUGCCGAUGGGAACAUAGGUUGCUUAUUUAGCGCGUCGUUAUGCGUAGAAGGUGUGGAAUGGUGCUACGACGACUUUGCGUUUGGGAAGUGCAUACUUAUUUAUGACGAAGAACCAGAAGACGGCUCUCUCUACAAGUAUGAUCUGAGCUCGGAACAACUCCAGUGGUUCGAGGGUGAGCUGCAGCGGCUGGCGGCGCGCGGCUACCGCUGGGAGCACGCUUACACCCAGUGCGUGCUACAGGCAAUGUUGUACACGCUGCGACAAGAAAUAGAUCCAGCUGAAGUCAAUACGAAAUUAUGUGAACAGUUCGCUGACCCCAAACUAAAUUCCGAUCAAUUCGAAGUAGGAGAAGAUAAUGAGGAAGAGAUUGAGCCUGAUGAAACAGCAUUUGUUCGUUUCACACCGAAUUCAGCGCUAUCCGACUCUGACUUUGCUAAUGAAGUUUACAAUCCGCCGUUUACUGCUGAUGAUGACCCAACUCCUUAUAUAAUAUCCAAAGAUGAUGAUGAGUUACCAUCAAAUGAUGAUGAAACCCCAAGCGACAAGUUACGAGACUUAAUGAUGCUGACCACUAAUCAAGAGUCUCCGAUUAUUCUGCCUUUUGAAGGAUUUCGGGAACGUAUUCAGGCCGAAAAAGCUGGAACACAAGACGCUGGAGGUAUCCCAAACGUAAUGAUUGACAAAGAAAAGAAAUCUCUUCCAGAAGAUAUAACACGACAGAAUGAACCCAAUGCUUUUCCGGACGAAGAACGUUUAGGUGUCCAUUUUAGGAAAUACAAAACCAAAGCUCCUCCUUACACAGCUGAAUAUAUAACAGAAAAUAGAUUUUCCCCUCUCGAUGCUGAGGUUCGUUCGAAUGCUUUAGAAAAAUACAAACAGAGUUUUGCGGAGAAAAAUUUUCCUUUUGAAUAUGAAAACAGUGAUAUUCCGGAACAAAGAAUUUAUAUAGAUGAAGAUGGAUUAGAAGAAAGUCCAUUUGAUACAGGCAGUGGUGAAUCUGAUCCUUAUCAUCUAAAAGAUCAAAAUUCAUUAGCACCUAAACCAUCAAAGAAUAUGGAAUAUCUAAUGAACUAUUGGCGCGAAAUAGUCGAUUCAAAAUUAAAACCCCAAGGAGCUUUGUAUGCAGAGGGAGGUCCAUUGAAAGCUGACGAUUUACAGGGUGAAAAUUCCAAAUUUUAUCCCGAAGGAUUUCAAGAUUUACUUAAUAAUGACUGGGGCUUUAAACGUAGGGAAAGAGAUGAUGUUAAAAAGCCCGGGCCGCGCCUGGACGCGAAAACAUUAAAGAUUUUAUACCACAAUAAUUCAGUGACAGCUCACGGAUCUGCUAAUGCACAAAAACCAGGAAACAAUGUAGACCACGAUCACAAUGACUACGACUACGAUCCAUCUUAUGCAUAUGUGCUCUUUAAAAAUAGAUUUCUCACUAAUUGGGAAAAAGGUAUCUCAUUCAUUGCACGACUUGAGGAGAUGCUUGGUUUAGAGAAGCAUACAUUUACGAAUCCACGCGUUGAUCUUGGAGAGGUCACAUUCAAAGUGGAAAAAAAUAGUAAAGGAUACAAUGCUGAAGAUAUUGCACGACGUGUUGAUGACAUUAAAGAAGAACUGCGUCGUGAAACCGGUGCACAAGUUCUUUCCACCGGUGUUGGAGAUCGUAGCAAACGUCCCGUCAUUAGACAUAUAGAGUCACCAGAGACGCUCUUCUUAGGUAUCGAUCUACCAUUAUUGCUAGCCCUGAUGGGAAGUCUCUCUGUUCUCAUUGUGGCCGCCAUCGUAUUUACUGUCAUGCUGAAAUAUGAUUUUAAAUCCAAAAGGAAGAUGCAGGGGCUCUCAGGUGCGGCAGAAAUUGAUGCUGAGGCAACCAGAGACUAUCAGGAAUUAUGUCGCGCUCGCAUGUCUGGCAAGUGGACGGGACAGCAGACAACCACCCCAGCCCCAAACCCUGCGGAGGCGCCGCAGCGUAUCACCUCCUUAUCUCGAGAAGCUGAUGUGAACUCGCCCUCCACGCGUUCCAGCACAUCUUCAUGGAGUGAAGAACCUGCGCUUACUAACAUGGAUAUAUCUACUGGACAUAUGGUUUUGGCGUAUAUGGAAGAUCACCUACGCAAUAAAGACCGUCUUGAACAAGAGUGGCGCGCUCUAUGCGCAUACGAGGCCGAACCAUGCGCUACCACCGCCGCAUUGAAGUCGGAGAACACUGGCAAGAACCGGUAUGCCGAUGUGCUGCCCUACGAUCACUCCAGGGUGGCCCUCAAUACGCUGUCCAACCACCUCGGAUCCGACUACAUUAAUGCCUCAACCAUUACUGAUCACGACCCACGGAACCCCGCAUACAUAGCGGCUGCAGGCCCGCUGGCGCACACUGCACCGGACUUCUGGCAGAUGGUGUGGGAGCAAGGCAGCGUGGUGAUGGUAAUGCUGACACGCCUUACCGAAAAUGGUCAACAGCUCUGCCAUCGCUAUUGGCCGGAGGAAGGCUCAGAACUCUAUCAUAUAUACGAGGUACACUUGGUAAGCGAGCACAUCUGGUGCGACGACUACCUCGUUCGCAGCUUCUACCUAAAGAACCAACGAACCGGCGAGACCCGCACCGUCACCCAAUUCCACUUCUUGUCCUGGCCCGAAAAUGGUGUGCCCGCUUCUACGAAAGCUCUUCUUGAAUUUAGGAGGAAAGUGAAUAAGUCCUACAGAGGAAGGUCUUGCCCGAUCGUUGUUCACUGCAGUGACGGCGCCGGACGUUCUGGGACGUAUUGCCUAAUAGAUAUGGUCCUGAAUCGAAUGGCAAAAGGUGCCAAAGAGAUCGACAUCGCCGCCACCCUGGAACACAUCCGAGACCAGCGACCCCGAACUGUGGCAACCAAACAACAAUUUGAAUUCGUCCUAAUGGCUGUGGCUGAAGAGGUUCACGCUAUACUAAAGGCUCUACCAGCCCAUUUGCAACAGCUUCAAGAAAAGAAGGACAAGGAAAAAGAAAAGGAAAAAGACGGCAACAACAAGGAAAAACCGAACAAUUAAAUUUGCACCUCCUGUACUAGCAGGAGAAACACAUGAAAUUCUGACGGCUUACGGAUUCCUCGAUGUCUGUGUAUCUGCGUGUCAGGUUGAGAAUUUCGCUUUAUUGUGUUAAUAUAUUAAGGUGACACUUAUUGCAAAUUAGCUUAUUUAAUUACCUAAACUAAAGCCGAUUCUCAACCUUGUCAAUUUUAUGAAUGUUCUUUUCUUUUAUUUUUAAUUCUAGAUAUAAUAUACGUAUUUAUUUUAUAACACAUUUUAUAACGGUUUGUAAAAAAAACUAUGUACCAUGAAUAUAAAAUGGCCAGAAAAAUAUAUAAAAUAAAUUUCAGGGGAGAUUCAGAAGUUUCUGAGCCUUAGCAUCUACAAAUUACUACGUUUUGUACUUAGUUCAAUAUGUGCUACAAUAAAGUAAAUAAAUAUAUUUCCCCCUUUUUAAAGCGCUGCCUGAUAAAAAAACGUUACACUAGCAAGGCAUUAAGUUACACAGCUUUUAAUGGUAGAAAUAGAAAUGAAGGACUGCACUUUCCAUUGUACAAAGUAUAAGAUGCUUAGAGAUUUAGCUACCUUAUACUUUCUUAAAAAGCACAGUAGGUUCUGUGCUUAUCCGUUAUGACAUAUAUUUAAAAACAUAAUGAGUGUUUUCUUUACAAUUGAAAAACUGAAAUCGUUAAUAUUUCCUUAUUUUAGCUUUUAUCAUAUAGUUAAAAAAUAUACCAUCGUCAAUUGAUAAGGUGUCUAAUACAACAUUUUAUUUCACUUUAGCUAUUACAAGUCGAAAUCACGUUUUCGUGUAUAUUGAUGGGUAUAAAAAUCCGAAUCAAUUUUAUAAACCUACUUUCAUGUGUCCCUUUCAGUAAAAUACCUUUAACAAGUUGAGCCCAAGGUUACUGUACCAACUUUAAAUAUGUAUGACGAUAGAAUAAUAAUUUUGUAGUUCGCACUGUAGUACCUACAUGAAGCAACAUAUUUUUUUAGCAUGGAAUAAUACAAAUAUAAACACAGUUAAAUAAUCGCCUACUGAAAUUCGUAAACACGUUAUAUUUAUAUUUCUAGAUUUUACAUGAAUUUGUAUUUUAUUUAUUAUAAUUCAUAGGUCACCAAAAAUUGUUAUUGUAAGUUUAAAAGAAUCGUAUUCUUAUGUUUAUGAAAGUAUAUUGACAUUAAAUGGGCAUAUUCUAAAUAUUUAAAUAAAAUGUUAUAUUUAUUCAUAGCGGUAAUAUCAACUGGCCUUUGUCUUUAAAAAUGUUAGGGAGUGUUGCGACCAAAGAUAAUACCACAUUUUGAUUUCAUAAAGUCAAAUAUAUUUAUAGUUACCUAUGUAGGUACUUAAUUAUAUUUAUUAGAUUUGUUAUUGUGCAUAUAAUGCAUAGGUAUAUCUGUAAGUAUGUUGAUCUAGUCAAUACCUACUACGUUAGUUUUAUCCAUAAAUUUUAUCUUUAGUUUUGUUAUGCGUGUACCUACUUAAGUAACAUCUAACGUAUUUAUAUUUUUAAGUGUGAAAUAUUACACGUAACUAAUAUUCUACAUAUAUAAUAUCUUAUAUGGAAUCCAUGCUUAUAUCCAAGUGUCUACCUACAUGUCUAAAACUGACACAAAUAAUAUCUUUACACAGUCAUAUCCUGAGUAACCGGAAUACCUGAUAAAUUGAUAAUUGGAAUAAAUAAAACAAAUUAUUUACAGAAAUAAAACAAUAGACUUACUUAUAAAAAAAUGAAAUUUGUAUAAGAUUAUAUUUAUUGCAUAUUAAGGGAAAAUGUAAAAAAAAAAUAACUUACCCACGAAAUUAUGAAUGUAGUUUAGAAUUAAGAGAAAUAUAUUUAACCGUAUUUCUGUAUGAAAUUAUAUGUAGUUUUUAUGUGAAUGAUUGAAUAAUGGAUUUUGAUUAUUAAAUUGUUUUAGGGAAUAAGACAAUAUUCGUAUCCUGUUCUCCUACAUACUUAAUUUUAAUGAUUUCUCUGCUACCUGCUUUUCCUAUCAUUUUCCUGGUUCCAAGCUGAAUACGAAAAAAUGAAAACCUUAUAUUUAAUGCAACUGAAUUUGUCUGACUCUCUGUCACAAUACUACCUUAUCUAAUCUUUCUGUC
Achroia grisella is the source of this 5670-nucleotide messenger RNA. RefSeq lists its product as uncharacterized. The record is from RefSeq and is a predicted model, not a curated record. Gene Ontology annotation, cellular component: secretory granule. Lineage: Eukaryota; Metazoa; Arthropoda; Insecta; Lepidoptera; Pyralidae. Gene Ontology annotation, biological process: protein dephosphorylation. Gene Ontology annotation, molecular function: protein tyrosine phosphatase activity.